Myotis daubentonii (Daubenton's bat) is the source of this 2576-nucleotide messenger RNA. RefSeq names its product fibronectin type III and SPRY domain containing 2 (gene FSD2). Lineage: Eukaryota; Metazoa; Chordata; Mammalia; Chiroptera; Vespertilionidae. Gene Ontology annotation, molecular function: protein binding. The record is from RefSeq and is a predicted model, not a curated record.
GACCCAGGGUAUCCACUGCUCACAGUCCAGGAAGGAUCCUUGUCGUGCAGAGGUGCUGCCCAGGGCUGCCAGGGCAACGGUGGAGGAAGCCGGGGAGGGGCCAGAACGGGACAGGUCUUCUGCCCCAGGGACUUCCGCUAGUAUCCCCUAGGUCCAUAUGACUCUGGAGACAGACUGUAGAUCUUCCCGGAAGAACACAGUCGGCUGAGAAGUCAUCCAAGCUGAAAUGACCAGUGAGCCAAGAGGGGCCGCAAGAGGUCCGUCUCAAAGAGACCUCGAAGAGGAAGUGGAUGAACUUGUCCAUUUAUAUGGACUCGAAGACGAUGAUGAAUUAGGGGACGAGUUUGUUAACGAAAACAUGCCCAGGAUAGAGGUUUCGGAAUAUCCUGCUUACGUGGUGGCGGGGAGAGAGCCAGCCGUGGAGCAGAGAGACUGGAGACUUAGCGGGGAGGCAGCCGAGACUGAAGACCUGAGCUUCGGAGGGUGGGGCUCAGAGGGCCAGUGCCAGGACCUGCGGGAGGCCUACAGGUACACACACGGCCGGGCCAGCGAGGAGUACGAGUGCUAUGUCAUCCCAGAGGAGGAGGACGAGGAAGACGCUCCUGACGUCUUCUGUGUCACUUGCAAAACCCCAAUAAGAGCGUUGGAGAAGGUUCUGGAUGAACACAAGGAGCACGAGGUGACCCCCCUCAGCAAAGCCCUGGAAAGCGCCAAGGAUGAAAUUCACAGAAACAUGUACAGGCUGGAAAAGCAGAUUAUUGAGAUGGAAAACUUUGCCAGUCACCUAGAGGAGGUUUUCAUCACGGUGGAGGAGAAUUUCGGAAGACAAGAACAGAACUUUGAGUCCCACUACAAUGAGAUCUUGGAAACACUUGCUCAGAAAUACGAAGAGAAAAUACAAGCUCUAGUGGAGAAAAAGAAGGAGAAGCUGGAGGCCUUGUACGGACAGCUGGUCAGCUGUGGGGAAAACCUGGACACCUGCAAGGAGCUCAUGGAAACGGUAGAGGAGAUCUGCCACGAGGAGAAGGUGGACUUCAUAAAGGAUGCUGUGGCUAUGGCUGACAGGCUCAGGAAAUUCCUGGAAACAAAAACCGACGUGGAAAUCUCCGCACAGCCCGCCGUGGAGGACCAGACCUUGGACUUCUCUGACGUGGAGCGGCUGCUGGGCUCCAUCAACACCAUCCCAGCUCCUUCUGCCCCGGUGAUAAACCCACAGGCCCCCAACUCAGCCACGGGUUCCUCGGUCCGCGUCUGCUGGAGCUUGUACUCUGAUGACACCGUGGAGAGCUACCAGCUGUCCUACCGGCCAGUGCGGGACGGCUCGCCUGGGACCGACCACGCAGAGUCUACAGUGACCGUCAAGGAAACAUACUGCUCAGUGGCAAACCUUGUGCCAAAUACUCAGUAUGAAUUUCGGGUCACAGCUCAGAACAGGGCUGGUCUCAGCCCCGCCAGCGAGUGUGCAGUGUACAUGACAGCACCUUCGCCCCCCGUUAUAAAGAGCAAAGAGGUGAGGAGCUGUGAGGAGGCUGCGCUGAUUUGCUGGGAGUCUGGGAACCUGAAUCCUGUGGACUCGUACACGGUGGAGCUGAUCCAGGCGGAGACGCCGGGAGCCUGGGGCGUGACUGAGUCUGUUGUGGGCAUCCCCACCUGCGAGUCCCUGGUGCAGCUGCAGCCCCGGCAGAGCUACACGAUCUACGUGCGUGCCCUCAACGUGGGGGGCCCCAGCGCAAGAAGCGAGCCCGCCACAGUGCACACCACAGGCAGCUACUUCCGCCUGAACGAGCAGACCUGCCAUCCCUGGCUGACCAUUUCUGAAGACGGGCUGACAGCUGUCCGGAGCGAGAGGAAGACCCCCACAAGGGAGCCGCCCCCCAGCAGCACCCGCUUUACGAGGUGCGUCGCGGUCAUGGGAAACCUGAUUCUGGUCCGAGGGCGCCACUACUGGGAGGUGGAGGUGGACGAGCGGUCCGACUACACGGUGGGUGUGGCCUUUGAAGACGUCCCUAAGCAGGAAGACCUGGGCGCCAACUGCCUGUCCUGGUGUAUGAGGCACACGUGGGCGCCACCAAGACAUAAGUAUGAAUUUCUGCACAACAAGAUGACGCCAGAUAUAAGAAUCACAGUUUCCCCAAAGAAGAUUGGCAUUCUGUUAGACUAUGAAAACUCAAAAUUAUCAUUUUUCAACGUGGACAUCUCUCAGCAUCUGUACACAUUUAGUUGUCAGCUUCACCAGUUUGUGCAUCCCUGUUUUUCUUUGGAAAAGCCUGGGUGUCUGAAGAUACACAACGGCAUUUCAGUGCCAAAGCACGUCACCUUCUACUAGACCAUGCUGGUGCCCUGCUGUCUGUCUUCCGUACCCACCCUCCCUCAGCCACUCCCGCCUCAGCAUUCAAGCACCACGCACCCAGCACAGCUUGGACUCGUGCUGUUACCUGGCAGCCUGGUGUGCUGGCAUGCGCUUCCCUGACAUGGGUUUUGUCCUGUGACCUGUGUGAUGCUGUUAGUCCUGACCUGGCCUGGCUGUAAAGUGAGGGCUCAGACUAAAUAAACUCAGCAGUUCUUUAGCUUGUCAA